CGUCGCCGGCACACGCCUCUCGGAAGGCCAGGGCGGGCGAGCCCCGGAGGCCCGAGGGAGAGGGAAGAGCACCGGGCCCGGGUAGCGGAGGCGGGCGCCGCCGGAACGCGAAGCGCGGGGCUGCUGCGGGCGGGCGCGAGUUCGCGCAGCACCGCCCCCGGCGUGACCUGCUGGUCGCUUCCGGCGCGGGAGAAGAAUGUGGCCGCCGUGCGGGACGCUCCGGACCCUGGCCUUGGCGCGGUCGCGGGGAGCCCGGGCCUGCAGCGGGGAUGGGGGCGUUUCCUACACGCAGGGUCAGAGUCCGGAGCCGCGGACCCGCGAGUAUUUCUACUACGUGGACCACCAGGGCCAGCUUUUCCUGGAUGAUUCCAAAAUGAAGAAUUUCAUCACCUGCUUCAAAGACCCGCAGUUCCUGGUCACCUUCUUCUCCCGCCUGAGACCCAACCGCAGCGGGCGCUACGAGGCCGCUUUCCCCUUCCUCUCGCCCUGCGGCAGAGAGCGCAACUUCCUGCGCUGCGAGGACCGGCCGGUGGUCUUCACGCACCUGCUGACGGCGGACCACGGGCCUCCGCGCCUCUCCUACUGCGGCGGUGGCGAGGCCCUGGCCGUGCCCUUCGAGCCGGCGCGCCUGCUGCCCCUGGCCGCCAACGGGCGCCUGUACCACCCGGCGCCGGAGCGUGCGGGCGGCGUGGGCCUGGUGCGCUCCGCCCUGGCCUUCGAGCUCAGCGCCUGCUUCGAGUACGGGCCCGGCGCGCCAGCGCUGCCCUCGCACGUGCGCUGGCAGGGCCGCCGCCUCGCCCUCACUAUGGACCUGGCCCCGCUGCUGCUCGCGGCUCGGCCGCCCUGAGCGGGGCCAAGGGAAAGGCGGGAGGCCGCGGGCGCCUCUCGCCCCGCUCCCCCGGGACUCCACGCCCCGGAAAGCCCGCGCCACACGGGCUCGCGGCAGCCUAGUGCGCCUGCGCGCUCUGGGCCCCGCUCCCCCCUGUCCGGCGCUGUCCUUGGUGCUGCCGCGGCCUGGCCCUCCCGGACCCCCCGCUCCCCACGGCGCGCGCCCCCCGCGCACCCGACUCCGGCGCCCUCCGGAUUGGCCCGCGCUCGAGACGUCAGGCCCUGGCGGCGGCCGCGGGGCUCUGAUGCGCGUGCGCGAGCGUCCCCCGCCCCCUCCCAGCCCGGCCGCUGCUCGGGCCCGGCCGCCACCUGCACGGCGGGAGAGCCGCUCGCCGCGGGAGCGUCAGGUGAGGGGACGCCCGACCCAAAGUCACCAGGCGUGGGGGCGCUGGGGGAUCGGGGACCAUCCCGGCUCUGACCCUGGUGCGCUCCGAGAAGGGCGUGGGUCCUGGAGGGGGAUGGGGAACGCGGAGGCCACACCCUCCCUAAGCCCGGCCGAAAAUCGACCGGCGCUCGUGGGUAGCAGAGGAGGCCGUGGGGGAUACAGGCACCGGGUCGCAGCGCUGCAGAGGUGCGCAAGGGCCGCCCAAAGACCAGCUUGGGCCUCGCACUGCGCCCGAGGCAGACACAGGGCGUUCCAUCCUCUUCCCUCCCCCCUCCCGCACAGAGGGGCGCCCAGGAGGCAGUGACAGUCGUCGCGGAAUCCUGCGUGUGACACCCCGCCCCUGCCCAGCGGAUUAGGGGGUUGUCCUCUGGUAAAAGGAUUUCUGGGCUUCUUCCAGCCUGGGGUCCUCAUCCCUGCCCUGGCAGGCCCUUCUACACCGAUCUGCAUCUAGUGGGGGGUCAGCGUGAGCAGCAGCGCCGUGAGUUCUGAGGUCAAGAACCUUCUCCACUUGAGAAACCUUCCUGGGGGAGGCUGACUGGGCCAGGCCUGGAGCCACGUACCAACACUUUAUACCCAGGGGAAUGGAUCCCAAGGGCCCAGAUAACGCCCCCAACUUCUUGGGGUUCACACGCAUCCUGAGACAUCUGGGAACUGCCUCUGCCUGGGCCGAAGCUAUUCCAUUAAAACUUUAUUGCUGUGCUUA
Messenger RNA from Gorilla gorilla gorilla (western lowland gorilla), 1976 nucleotides. RefSeq names its product chromosome 7 C8orf82 homolog (gene C7H8orf82). NCBI's taxonomy places the organism in Eukaryota, Metazoa, Chordata, Mammalia, Primates, Hominidae. Bases 197 to 847 code for a protein of 216 amino acids. The record is from RefSeq and is a predicted model, not a curated record. The transcript has 3 exons.